Echinococcus granulosus is the source of this 1317-nucleotide messenger RNA. Its product is annotated as ATPase family AAA domain-containing protein. The record is from RefSeq and is a predicted model, not a curated record. Gene Ontology annotation, molecular function: ATP hydrolysis activity; ATP binding. Gene Ontology annotation, cellular component: mitochondrial outer membrane. Bases 1 to 1317 code for a protein of 438 amino acids. The transcript is spliced from 7 exons. Lineage: Eukaryota; Metazoa; Platyhelminthes; Cestoda; Cyclophyllidea; Taeniidae.
AUGUCAGAACUACCACCAGUCGUGCUUGCGGAAUCCUCCAAACCACCACAAAUAUGGUUGGAAAAUCAAAUUUCAGCUGUCAAAGAGUAUCUCAAGGAGGCGUGGGGAACGCUCUAUGACAUGCUGCAUAUCUCCCAUCCCCUAGGACGUCAAAUCGUAGCAUAUUCUGCUGAUGCUGGUGGCAAUGAGGAACGUAUUGCCAGGUUUCUGCGGCUCACCAUUCCCCCCUUGUCCCUUGUCGGUAGCAUGAUCUUCUUGUACUACCUCAUCGACCAACUCAAUCCCACAUCGAAGGAGAAGAAGGCCGCGAGGAAGAAGGCAAUGGAGGUUAUCAAAGCCCUUCGGAUCAGUCCCUUGCCCAAACUCACCGACUAUGAGGUGUGCAUCGCAGUGAGCCUAGUGGACACGUCAACGCUGGAAACGUCCUGGUCCAGUAUUGGAGGCCUGGAGGAAGUGGUGGCCGACCUGCGGGACUCCGUCAUCUUGCCCUUCCGCGCUUCGACUUACCUUUUGCCGCGUUCACGGCUCUUUCGCGCGCCCAAGGGGGUCCUCUUCUACGGCCCUCCGGGGUGUGGAAAGACACUUCUAGCCAGGGCUAUGGCUCGUGCUGCCAACGCCAGGUUCUUCAACCUUCAGAUAAGUAACCUUGUCAACAUGUGGUAUGGAGAGUCACAAAAACUCGCUGAGGCGGUAUUUUCGUUGGCUCACAAGCUUCAACCCUCCAUCAUCUUCAUCGACGAAAUUGACUCCUUUCUAACUACCCGUUCCACGCACGACCAUGAGGCAACUCGAAUGAUGAAAACGCAAUUCAUGGCUCUUUGGGAUGGCCUUCUUUCCGAGCCUGACAGUCGAAUAAUGGUGAUCGGUGCCACCAACCGACCGGGUGACCUUGACAGCGCCAUUCUUCGUCGACUGCCCUACAAAGUUCGAGUUCCGCUGCCAAAUGCAAUACAGCGACAGGAAAUUAUGAAGGUGCAUUUGCGUGGUGAGCCACUGGAUGCCUCGGUCACACCCGCCUUCCUGAAGGCGUUCGCAGUUCAAACUGAAGGACUUUCGGGCAGUGAUUUGUUUGAAAUCUGCCGUGAGGCGGCGUUAAGGAAUCUUCAAGGUUGGUUGAACUCGCCUCAAGCCGCCGCCAACUUCGAUGGUGUUAGUGGUGGCGGUGGUGACAACAGCAGCGAGGAAAAAAUGCGCCCUCGCAAUCUAUCCAUAUCCGUGGCCGACUUUGAGUAUGCCUACCAGAAGUUCCGGUGUCACCAAUUGGCAGACAACACAGUCAUUCCCCUACUGAAACCCAUCAUGGACGGACUUGACUAG